Molecule: messenger RNA, 996 nt
Organism: Adineta ricciae
Lineage: Eukaryota; Metazoa; Rotifera; Eurotatoria; Adinetida; Adinetidae
Source: the annotation of a GenBank genome assembly
AUGUCUAUUGAAUACAAAAAAUCAAUCAUCUUCGUUGUUCUUUCUACAUUACUAAUUGCUACUGCAUGGUACACCCUAACGAAUAACAGACGAUUCACACUGAACAGAAUCCUUGCUUUUCGAUUAUUCACCUCAUCAUCGAUAGAAAAACAAAGCAGAUGGAAAAACGAUCAACUGGUUGUCAUACCUGCCAUCUGGAAAGAGAUCGACUGGUCCAAUCGUUCAUCAUGGCCUGCUUGGUUACAGAAAGGACUGGAGCCGUCUAACAGUUCUUCACCACAGCCAUAUUGUAUUCAUCUCUAUCAACGAAUCGAUCCCAGCUCCACUCCUCCAUACAAUUGGCCAUAUUGUCAGAACGUACACGAAGAAGCAGGUGUGUAUCUGAAGUUCAUCUACGAUUAUUAUCAUGAUUUGCCCGAUCGAAUGUUGUUUAUUCAUGGUAAUCCGAUUCGUCAUUCGCCAUAUCCGAUUGAAACAGCGCUCUGUGUUCGUGAUGACGUUCAUUAUGCAAAUAUUAAUUUUCAGUGGAUUGUCGGGAGAGAUUGGAAAGUAUGGCCCUCAGAUCCAGCGGACAAGAUAAGCCUGAUGUACAAAUGCGCUCUUCGUGUAUUAAAUUUUUUCGGUUUCAACGCUAGUAUUCAGCUUAAUAGUGAUAAUGAUACGCUUUUAGAUGCAAAUGUCAUCACGACUUUAUGCUGUGCACAAUUUUAUGUGACAAAAGAAAGAAUUCGUCAUUAUACAUAUAAACAAUGGUCAGCAGCUUACCAUGCUAGUCUUGAACCGUAUUGUACAACGCCAGCCGAUCGCGAAACCCCAGGUAAAGAUGAUACAAAAUAUUUUGGUGGAAGCUUCGAGCACCUCUGGCAUGUGAUACUUGGGCUUCAUGCAGUGAAGAUGACAGUACCAAAAUAUGGAACGAAUAACGAUCCAUGUCACACAUUCCGACCAUCUUGCAAAGGUUCACCUUGUGCUCGAAGUGAACUUCUGUCUGCUUGA